GGCUGCUCUGCCGGGGCGUGCGGCCCAGGCUGCGGGCAGCGAGACCCCUUGGGGUAACCCCGGUGGGGAGAGCCAGGGGCAGGCUCUGUGGAGCGCUAAGGGCCAGGGGGGAAUGACAGGAUGGGGCGCUCUGAGAAGCCAUGUGGGUCCCAGAUGCCAUGGGGAGAGGCCGCCGUUCAGGGUCCAGGGUGAUGAGCCCCUGCCUGAGGUGCCCGUGGAGAGGCUCUCCUGCUGCGGGAAGACGCUUACAACCACCACCAAGAGGCUCCAGGAGAUGUCAGAGAUAGCCAAGCCGCCCCAGGAGAUAUCAGACACAGAUGAGCUGCCUACUGUGGCCCUACCAGUCAUGCCCAGCAGGGUGCCAUCCCCAGAGACUGGGAAGGAUCCUUCUGGGAUCAAGCUGCCUCCCUGGCUUGGGAAGUGGGGGACCAGCCCCGAGGAGGAGUCCCCCUCCACACUGCCGGCGCUACCCUCCACCCCACCCACGCUGGCAGAGAAGCCCAGCCAGUCGGUGCCCCAGCGAAGCCACGUGACCCAUGACUGGCAGAAGGAGGUACUCGUGGAUCCCCUGGACUCUCGGCCACAGAAGGAUUUGUGCAGUGAGGACUUACAGCAUGGCUACGAUGGACUGCCAAUCCACCAGUUUCUCUCCUCACUCACUGACAGCUCCCUCCCGAAGAACUGCCCACCCCUCAGGGCCAUGCUGCUGGGGCAAGGACAGCGGAAGGCCACACUGGCAUCCAUGCUCUAUGAGAAAUACAGGCAAGCCUGCACUCCCACAUGAGAUCCACCCUUGGGGCUAUGCCCCAGAGGAGGGGACCUGGGGAGGCAGGGAUCCCAGAGCUGAGAGGUGUGGGGUCUGCUCUGACUGCAGUAAGGAGACAGAGGAGGAGAUCCAUCCCCGCCCGAGGCGCAUGGAAUCUAUCUCCACCACACAUCACGACUACCGUGCCAUGGGUUUCCAGUCCACACCCCAGCCCACCACCCAGCGUCACAAUUACUUAACGGAGCAGCCAACCAGCUUCUGGCUGGAGCAAGCCCGCGGGCAGCCGGGUGUCACUGCCCUCUUCGGCAGAAACAUUCCCUUCAAGAGGAAUGCAGACUUCUCCACUCCCAUUACCAUGUACUUAGGGCAUCCCGAGCCCUUCAACCUCUGUGACCCUUAUGACCCCCUGAGCAGACAGCUCCAGUCCCACAAGUAAUAAAACACAAGGGGACACAGGUGGUCCCAGCAUCCUUGCCUACUCCAAGCCUGUCCUCAAGCUGCAUGUU
Serinus canaria (Common canary) is the source of this 1272-nucleotide messenger RNA. It is a transcript of the gene SPAG8, whose product is annotated as sperm associated antigen 8. Gene Ontology annotation, biological process: positive regulation of transcription by RNA polymerase II. Lineage: Eukaryota; Metazoa; Chordata; Aves; Passeriformes; Fringillidae. The record is from RefSeq and is a predicted model, not a curated record. Gene Ontology annotation, cellular component: nucleus; cytoplasm. Bases 537 to 1202 code for a protein of 221 amino acids. The transcript is spliced from 6 exons. Gene Ontology annotation, molecular function: microtubule binding.